Harpegnathos saltator (Jerdon's jumping ant) is the source of this 4468-nucleotide messenger RNA. It is a transcript of the gene Lnk, whose product is annotated as SH2B adapter-like protein Lnk. The transcript has 5 exons. NCBI's taxonomy places the organism in Eukaryota, Metazoa, Arthropoda, Insecta, Hymenoptera, Formicidae. Gene Ontology annotation, cellular component: plasma membrane. Gene Ontology annotation, biological process: intracellular signal transduction. The record is from RefSeq and is a predicted model, not a curated record. Gene Ontology annotation, molecular function: transmembrane receptor protein tyrosine kinase adaptor activity. Bases 1284 to 3245 code for a protein of 653 amino acids.
UCGCAAAAUGGGUGCAGAUGGCGUCCUUUCCCAGUGCGGAAAGUCGAUGUCGGCGAAUACGCCAUAUUGGUCGCUUUCACUCUGAUUCUCUUGCUUCUCCAGUCGAAGACAUGAUUGGUGCUCAGCGCGUGUCGUUGGCUUACAUACCUAAACGCGAAUUUCUAUGUGCAAGGAUGCGUCGUAAGCGGGCCACGCGACUACCUAACCUUAAACGCGCGAUAGCAGAGUGCGCCAGUAGUAUCGGCGAGUUGCGGGGGUUUCGUAUUUCAUAAUGCCCGUAAAUAUUUCCAUAGGACGAUUCGAUCGCGCGAGUCCUGCACGAGCGAGACCUUGACUUUAGCACGCGCACGAUAAGUAACGGAGGCAUCGGAGAACGUGUGUGUCCCCGAGGAAAUUCAAUAAAGUCGCCGCCGCGGGCCGAUCUACUAUCAGUCUACCCGGCCGCGGAAGCAAGUGCAAAAGAAAGGGUGAAAGACAGAAAAAAAGAGAGAGAGAGAGAGAGAGAGAGAGAAAAGAGAAAGAAAGCGCCAACACAGUCGAAGAGAUACAGAGAGGGAAGAUCAUCGAACGCACGUAGACGUCGCGAGCGCGCGUACACGUGAAUCGUGCGAUCAGUGAAGUUGAACGAAGUUAACGCGACGCGAUGAACGAUCUCUGUGCUCCUUGUAACUCUGUGUAUACCCACGCUGUUUCGAGUUGAAUCGACUCCCUUUUUCCUUACGUCACGGACAGAGUAAUGUGACAAAGUAGAGAGAGAGAGAAAGAGCGAGAAUGAGGCGGUUCACAGAGAGUCUUUCGUGCUGAGCUCGUGAUUCGCGUCAGGUUUCUCCUUCGUUCUCUCUCUUUCUCUCGAAACCGUCGAACUUCUCGCUGGAUCGUUUCCAACGUCCUCUCCCGCUGAUUCUCCUUCGCUGUCUUCCCCGCUCCCCCUCCCUCUGUGCCCAGUGUAACUGCGGUUUGUUGGCCGAGCGCUACGCGGUGGCCAUUCGGAGCCGUCGCACAAUUUACGUGCAGUUAACGCGUCCGAAACGCAUCCGGGCUGGCACGCGUGUAGUAUGCUGGUGAUGUGCACGUGUGCGUGCAUCCGUCCUCGACAACGACUGCUCGCAUCGUGAUCGUGAAAGGUUUCAGACCGUGGUGGCGGUCCCUCGCUGUUCACGACGGUGAGUGAGGGGAGUGUGGAGGGCGACGGCUGGCGGCGACGGCGGCGGUGGUGGUGGUGGCGUGGGCGGCAUAAGGGGGGGAGGAGGCCUUUCGCCCCCUUCGCGAGCCAGACGCCGGUAAUGAGUGUUUACACCGCGAGCACGCCGACAGCGAGCAGCGCGAUAUCGCCGGCGACCGCGACAACAACGACCACGGCGACGACGACUACGGCGUCGUCCACGGCAGCAGCAGCGACAACGACCACGUCGGCGACGGCGGGGACGACGGGGACAACGACGACGACGACGACGACGACGACGGCAACGGCGACGACGACGGCGACGACGGCAACAACGACGACGACGGCGGCAGCUACGACUACGGCUACGUCGUCCACGACGACCGCCGUGUCGCCUGAAACAGCGACCGGCUGGAUCGAGUUCUGCGAGAGACACGCCCGCGCCUCGGCUUCCGACUUCGCCAAGGCGUUCUGCGCCUACGUGAGCCUGAACCUGCCCGAGAGCGCCCGCGCCAAUCUCUCGCACCGCGACUUCCUCAGGAAGUUCGUCGAGAGUUUCUGCGAACACUUCGAGAGCGAGUACCUGCGUCACAACGUGAGAUCACCAGCAUUGCACGAUGUCAAGAAUGUAGCGGCCAAUGAGAGAGAUAUAAAUCUUGCGAAUCAAAAUGCCACCAACACACCAGUCCGUGCAUCGUCGCACGAGGAAUUCAGCGAUUAUUCUGAGCACGAGGGAGAGGCAGUGUCACCGAAACCUGUUCACAAACCUUUCUUCCGCAGAUUGUCCUUCAAAGGACUCAAGAAGGGCAAGAGUUUCUUCCACAAGCAGCAGAGCGAUGAGGUCGAGCUGUCGCACAGCGAACACCGCAAGGAUAAACACUCGAAGGCCAAGCUAUCGAAAAUCGUGGUGGAGUGCAGGAAAGAGGGGAUCGUUAAUUCGCUGAUGGGCGAAAACAUAGACGGCACUCAAAAAUGGGAGAAGUCGCGACUAGCUUUGAUAAAGGCCAUCGGUGGGUAUAUGCUGGAAUUUUACUCGCCGCCGAAAGCGGUGAAGCCACGCAGCGGCGUCUUUUGCUCGGCGAUAACGGAGGCGAGGGAAACUACGGCACUCGAGAUGCCGGAUCACGAGAACACGUUCGUCUUGAAGACUCAGAAUAUGGAGUUCGUUAUAGAGGCGCAUGACUCGAACGAUAUGAGAUCGUGGCUGGCCACGAUCAAAUAUUGCAUACGAACGGUGCAGCAAACCUCCAGCGCCCCUGGUUCCGGGACGGGUGAGUCUAUAGGGGAUUCCCUGGGUCAUGGUUCUCUGAGUAUCGGACCCGACAGUGAUCGAUUACGAGCCAACUCGGCGAGCAAGACCUUCCGAUCGGCUAGUCAUGAGCAUGGCGACGACCAGCAGGGUAAUCCGCCGGAAUUACCUCCGAGACUCCGGAUGCGAAGUAGCAGUAAUCUAGAAUUAUGUUCCUCUCAACAAGAAAUCGAGCAAAUGCCCGCCAAUGAAGGUGAGCUGGACCUGUCGAGCAGCUUACGGGAGUAUCCAUGGUUCCACGGUACCCUUCCUCGCUCAGACGCCGCGCAGCUUGUGUUGCACAGUGCAGCUAACGGUCACGGAGUGUUCCUCGUACGACAAAGCGAAACGAGGAAAGGCGAAUUCGUGUUGACCUUCAAUUUCCAAGGAAGAGCAAAACACUUACGGAUGACGCUGAACGAUCAAGGCCACUGCCGAGUCCAACACUUGUGCUUUCCCGCGAUAUAUGACAUGCUCGAGCACUUUCGACAGAACGCGAUACCUCUCGAGUCCGGUGGCACUGCGGAUGUUACUUUAACGGAAUACGUGGUGGCGAACCAUGCGCCGCGACCGGUACCAAUGCACCACAACGUGGCGAGCGCGAGCGUGCAUCAGCCGCAAGAGAGGAGACCGGCGGCGCUCCCGGAGCCCAGAGAAGUACGCACGUACGGUGGUUCUAUAAGAACGCGCGUGGAAUCUUUGGAGCGACUAGAGCAACAGAGCAGCAUCGCGGAACAGCAGGGCUCAGCAUCGUCUACUGGCAGAGCGGUGCAAAACACUUAUAGUUUUCUCUGAUAUUGGAUUCGCACUCCGAUUCGCAAUCCACCGCCAGGCUACAACCUGGUCAGUCCGACGGACUGAACACGAAUAAAAGGCGCGAAAGGGAGAAAAACCUCGAGAGAUUUUUUUAAUUCCACAGUCGCGCGUUACGCUGUGUCGUGCAAAUGUAUUUUGACCAAUCGCAUCAUUUUAUUUAGUACAAAAGUUGUAUUCUUUUUUUUUCCUUUUUUCUUCGAAAAGUAAAAAGUAGGAACUCUUCCAAACUCUGUUGACUUCCGCGUAGGAACACUCAACAGUACACUUUUAUGAUUCGUCAGCAGCGUGUUUACAUUGCAUUUAUAUUAAACGAUAAACAAAUAGAGAAUAGACUGCCGAAUGAAACAAGUCUCAGUUAGCAAUAGUCACUUUGCAGUAUUGUGCAUAAAACCAUCCCUCCCAAUUGCCUCCUCCUCCGCUCUCUUUCCCUCUUGAUGAUGUUACUCACUUUCUACGAAGCUCUCUUUAGCACGUUCGCAUUACCUACGGUUUGUCACUUUUUAUCAUGGCUGAAUUGACGACCUUCGUCUUUGUCCUUAACUAGAAAGAGAGAGAGAGAGAGAGAGAGAGAGAGAGAGAGAGAGAGAGAGAGAGAGAGAGAGAGAGAGAGAGAGAGAACGGAGAGGUGUAUUUUAAUUUAAAAUCUGACAGGGUUUGAAUUUAUAACAACGAUAAGAAGAAAGAAAAAGCCGAUUAUACGUCGCUUAAUUAAUUUAUGGUGUAUGUACUUACAUAACGCGUACCACGCGUAAGAACACGCAUGCACGUGUAGGCGGGAAGCGGUGAUCCCUUCCAAAAUCGUGAACUGUUAAACUGCCACAUGUCGCAAUUCCCGAAUCGUGUCCUUGGAUCAACCCGAAGACUUGAAAUGCCACGCCAAAGCUAAAAAUUUAAUACUAGUGAACCUCGCUUCGUCAUCGUUACAAUCUAUUACGUGAAACUGCAUUUCUGCCACAUUGUCGCUAGUCCCGAUGCGCUUCAUAGGGCGUCGAGUGUAAUAGAAAUGCCCUGUAACCAUCAGUAAGUGUAAAACAUGCCGCCGAUACUCGUAUUAAAUUAUCCCCGAUGCUCGUCGAUGUAAAUCUCCGAUUUAUUGGGCAAAUAAAAUGUGAAGGGAAAGAGAAGAAGAGCGACAAGUGGAAAGAGAGAAAAAGAAGGAUGUAAUUAUGUUAUAAGUCUGCAAUUAAAUGCAUUGUCAUAAA